Schizosaccharomyces octosporus yFS286 is the source of this 1784-nucleotide messenger RNA. RefSeq lists its product as uncharacterized. The coding region runs from base 298 to 1593 and encodes 431 amino acids. Lineage: Eukaryota; Fungi; Ascomycota; Schizosaccharomycetes; Schizosaccharomycetales; Schizosaccharomycetaceae. The transcript has a single exon. The record is from RefSeq and is a predicted model, not a curated record. Gene Ontology annotation, cellular component: cytosol.
CGAGGUACCACAUUUACGUUUCCUCAAAAAAUAUAUUUCUAAACUUUUUCUCUUCGUUUUUUGAGCGACUUUCCAAAUUUUUGGCUAAAAAAAGUUGUAAGUUGUAAAGGUAAGUUGAUACUGGUUGCGAACGCGUCUUUUUUCCUGUCCAUUUGAAGAAGCUCAGGUCGUCUAAGAACAACUCUUUUCACUUGAAUUGUUGGGUUUUUCGAAGAAUUUUUAUAACAGAUAAAUUCAUAAUUUAUUAAUCUGCGAGCUAACGUCUUUGAUCUCCAGAAACUUCCUAUUUAUGUCUUCAUGGAUAGUCAUCAACAAUUGGAAUACGCCAAUCUUUUUCAUAUUUGCAAUGAAGAUCCAGAAAAUCAUCUAAGAACAAUAAGAAAUAGUUUUGCUUCUGGAAAACAUAUGCAGCAAGCCGCGGGUGAUGCAGGCUUGUUCAAGCAAUUCCUUCCAGAGCAACUUACAGCUUCUGUUUCCCAACAGCCACAUAGCUCGCUUCCUUGGCAAAUUCUUGCCAAUUCAGUUGCUAAUGACUCGCCCUUACAAGAUGAGGCAUGGGCUUUUCUUACCAGGUUUCCUCCUAAACUUCCCCACCCGGUUACAAGUGCUCAAUUGGCCGCAUUUGAAAUUUCAAUUUGGUGUUUAAUACUAAAUAAUAAAAAUCGAUUGAAUCAAAUGUGUACCUCUCCUGCUGGCCUCUACUUACUCGAUAUCCUGGUUGAUCAAGAUCGUCAUCCACACUGGCAGAGAGAAAGUAUCCUUUAUAGAAUCAUCAGCCACAUCUUGAGUAAUGGGUAUGCAGAAAUUCUUAUUAAGCGAGCUGUUCUUUUGGGAUAUCGUUCCAUUUAUUUUGCUGUUGAUGCCAUGAGUCGUGAAUCGUCUGGUGCAGAGGAUCCAACCUUGUUUCCCACCCUUUACCUAAUUACCCGAUUAAUUGCUAAACAUCUUCACCAGCAAAUUUCGACUAUGGACAAAUUUAAUAUUUCAGAACCUGAUCUCACUUUAGUCACUUAUUUAUCCGAAAGUUUUAAGUUGGUCAUUAGCCUUCUUUAUACUCGCUAUGAAAGGUUUGUUAUGUUACAAAAUGAAUCAAGUCAAAAAUUAGACAUUGUUCAUGUAUUUCAGCGGUACUACCAUGAUUCUUCAUUGGCCACGAGUGAAGUACUGCUUUUACUUAGCAUCCUUCAUAGUCGUAUUCCACGCAAGACUUUGGUUCAAAAGUCUCCAAUUUCUCCUGAAAGUUUCUAUGAACUUUGUGAAGCUAUAGGGGGUGUAAAACGCGAAUGCGUUCAUUUCAUUACCUUUGCUUCACACUUAUAUCCGGCUACUCAGGACAUUGUUCGGAACACGGAAGGUGGUUUGUCAGUUAUACUGUCUCAAUGUAACAUUGAUGAUUUCAAUCCAUACCUUCGUGAAGUUUCUGUUCUUUGUAUCCGCUAUUUGUUACAAAACAAUCCUGAUAACCAAGCUUUUGUUGCCAAUUUGAACCCCAUGGGUAUCAGCAAAUCUGAGAUAUUGGAAGAAGUCGGCUAUGAUUCUCAAAUUGAUGAUAAUGGGAAGGUGAAAUUAGUUCCUAAAAACCGUCCCCAAUAAACCAUACAGGUAAACCGCCAUACAUUGGUCUUACUUACACAUUCGUUACAUUACGGGCCCACGUUUGCUAUUUACAGAUAGAAAUUUAACAUUUUUGAGAUUUAAUUUUAAUUUAAUUCAACGGAUAAUGAUCAUUGUAAAGUAUUUUAUAAAUGCAGUCAUUAGUCGAUUAUAAAUAGAUGCCAAAGGGA